This is a messenger RNA of Bacillus rossius redtenbacheri, 488 nucleotides long. RefSeq lists its product as uncharacterized. The coding region runs from base 1 to 381 and encodes 126 amino acids. The transcript is spliced from 3 exons. NCBI's taxonomy places the organism in Eukaryota, Metazoa, Arthropoda, Insecta, Phasmatodea, Bacillidae. The record is from RefSeq and is a predicted model, not a curated record.
AUGUUCACGUAUUGCCGCCUGCACAAACCGUGCGAACAUCUACCUGCUAGAUGUACGUGUAAAGAGUGCUAUAAAGAACGUUGUGAUUUACAAUAUAAAAUAGAACUUUCAUCAGACGAAGAUUCGUGGGACGGAGGAAAAUUCAACUUUGUUCCAGAAACCUACAAACUACCAGAUAAAGAUCACGAAGUGCCGAAGCUGUCGCCUGAGGUGGCGGCGGAGUCUAACGGCGUCCCCGUCGACUUCACGCUGCCGGACAAGGACGGCUGCAAGCACCUGCUCGGCUCCUGCUGCCCGGUGAAGGCCAACCAGACCGCCAGAUACCACCUGCACGUCAGCACCCCGCCCGUGCUGGUGCAGCCCCGUAGCUGCAUUCACUAGAAAAUGUGACGCUGACUUUUACAAUGAAAGAUCAGGACGCCAAACAUUUGGUAUGCUUCAAAGUCAAGGCUACUGAAUAAUCCUGUCAACAUUUCGCCUGUUCGCAC